CGUCAUUUCCGUCUGCCGCUCUCUUUUUGCCGUGAGGUGAAGAUCUCUAUACGGCGUUGUCUCGUGCUCUCCCACUAAACUCGUUGCACAGGGAAAGUGGUCACGAUGUCCGGAGGUCUGGAUGUCCUUCAGAUGAAGGAGGAGGAUGUGCUGAAGUUCCUGGCUGCAGGAACCCAUCUGGGUGGAACCAACCUGGACUUCCAGAUGGAGCAGUAUGUCUACAAGAGAAAAAGUGACGGCAUUUACAUCAUUAACCUGAAGAAAACUUGGGAAAAGCUGCUGCUGGCUGCUCGUGCCAUCGUUGCCAUUGAGAACCCUGCUGAUGUUUGUGUCAUUUCUUCCAGGAACACGGGUCAGAGGGCCGUGCUCAAAUUUGCCUCUGCCACUGGGGCUACCACCUUUGCUGGGCGCUUCACGCCUGGUACAUUCACCAAUCAGAUUCAGGCUGCCUUCAGGGAGCCCCGCCUCCUGAUUGUGACCGACCCUCGUGCUGACCACCAGCCGCUGACUGAGGCUUCGUAUGUGAACAUCCCCACUAUUGCUCUGUGCAACACUGACUCUCCACUCAGAUACGUUGACAUCGCCAUCCCCUGCAACAACAAGGGUCCUCACUCCGUGGGGCUGAUGUGGUGGAUGUUGGCCCGUGAGGUGUUGAGGAUGCGUGGUACCAUCUCCCGUGAGCAUCCAUGGGAGGUGAUGCCUGAUCUGUACUUCUACAGAGAUCCUGAGGAGAUUGAGAAGGAGGAGCAGGCUGCAGCAGAGAAGGCUGUUGGGAAGGAGGAGUUCCAGGGCGAGUGGUCGGCUCCUGUCGCUGAUAUUGCUCAGCUCGAAGUACCCGACUGGUCUGAGGGUGUGCAGGUGCCAUCAGUACCCAUACAGCAGUUCCCUGCUGGCAUCGAUGCUGCUGCUAAGCCCGGACCCACGACUGAGGGUUUCUCCGAGGACUGGAGUGCGCAGCCUGCCACUGAAGAUUGGAGUGCAGCCCCCACUGCUCAGGCUGGAGACUGGGGCGGCUCCACUGCUGAGUGGUCCUAAACACACACACUCUUCAGUUUGUGUUUGUGUUCAGCCAAUAAACUUGAUGGCUUGA
This is a messenger RNA of Neoarius graeffei (lesser salmon catfish), 1090 nucleotides long. It is a transcript of the gene rpsa, whose product is annotated as ribosomal protein SA. Gene Ontology annotation, molecular function: laminin receptor activity; structural constituent of ribosome. The record is from RefSeq and is a predicted model, not a curated record. Lineage: Eukaryota; Metazoa; Chordata; Actinopteri; Siluriformes; Ariidae. Gene Ontology annotation, biological process: ribosomal small subunit assembly; cytoplasmic translation. Gene Ontology annotation, cellular component: 90S preribosome; cytosolic small ribosomal subunit; ribosome. The transcript has 8 exons. Bases 106 to 1035 code for a protein of 309 amino acids.